AUGGCAUCGACAAUGCAGCUGGAGUUCGCCCAGGCGAUGUCCGAUUUUAAAAUAAUGUUUCCCGAUAUGGAUCGAGAUGUUAUUGAGGCAGUGUUACGUGCCAAUCAAGGAGCUGUGGAUGCCACCAUUGAUCAGCUGCUUCAAAUGUCCACAGAUAAUCAGAAUGAAAAACUACGCAACGAAUUGGAAAAUGUUUCGCCCCAAAGAAGCCUCAUCAAUCUAAGCGAUAGCGACACAGAAGCCGCCAGCCGUAACCGGCAGCCGGCCACAGGCCAACUUAUUGAUGUCGAUGAUAUUGAUGGCAUUAGUGGUGGUGGCGUGGUGGACAAAUCUUUACCCUCCGCUGGAGUUCUAUUGAAUAUUGGCACCAAUUCACCAAAUCACAGCACAACAGGAGCAUCUCCCAAAGUAAGACCGCCGGCUCAACUGCAAUCUCAAAAAUCCUCACAGGGUAGCACACCCAAACGUUUGCAAACAAAUCGCAGCCAGACUACAGGCAUCAAUCGACGAUGGAACCCACCCAUGUUGUUGCCUCUACCCUCAACAUUUUUACGGAUCAACCCCGUUGGCAGUGGCGGCGGCAAUACAAUUGCCCUGCCCUACGAUCCCAAUCGAGAUUUCGAUUUGCCCGAUGAACAGUUUGCCAUGAUGCUGCAAAAUGAGGAAUUCAUGAAUCAACUGCGCAUCAAUCAGGAGUUUAUGAAUGCCCUGGAAAAGGAGCAUGCCGGCAAGGGGAAGCCAGACGGCGAUGCUGAUUUCAAGGAACGUUUAAAGCACAUGGGAAAAAUGUCACGUAAGAAAUUCCUACAAAUGGCAAGAGUAUUUACAUGGCAGCGCAACAAAAAAGUAACCACAGCCAAACAAAUUGAUUCGUUGCCAUUGAAAGAGGAACCCAGUGAUGAUGAGGAAAAUCACCACCACCAUCAUCAGCAGCAGCAGCAUCAACAACAGCACGCAAAGAGUAAAACUUCCAGUGAUCAUUCUCAUACACAAAGUUCCCAACAACAACCACAACGCAAGCUUGUUAUAAUUUCUAAAGACGACGGUGUUUACUUUUUGGAUAAAAGUCUCAAAAUGAAACGCAAUUAA
Messenger RNA from Musca vetustissima, 1089 nucleotides. Its product is annotated as CUE domain-containing protein 1-like. The coding region runs from base 1 to 1089 and encodes 362 amino acids. Gene Ontology annotation, molecular function: ubiquitin binding. Lineage: Eukaryota; Metazoa; Arthropoda; Insecta; Diptera; Muscidae. The record is from RefSeq and is a predicted model, not a curated record. The transcript is spliced from 3 exons.